UGUAUUUUUUCCAUUAAAAUUAAAAAUUGUUAGACAAUAUGAAAUUAGGUCUUCCCGUACUUUAUUUCUCCGACAUAAUUUCCGUAUGCAAUGACCUUUGAGUUGAACUCAUUCGGCAAAUCAAAUGCGCAAGCGCAAUAUUUCCGGUAAACAGAAAAGAUGUCGGACACGACAGGUUUGAAGCGAGGGAGAAAGCCGACUUUGACUGAUUCGGGAAGAAAAAGACGACGGACGGAAAUAAAUGCAAAAAAUAAUAAGAACAGAAUUUACAUCGGUAACCAGUACGAUCGCUGGAUGGAAGUAAAGUGUGCGCUUCGUCUUCAAUCUAACGCUGAAGUGGCAAAGAUACUGCUUGAUAAGUUUGAACAACCAACCAGCCCUGCACCUACUCAUGAAAUUUCUGGGAAGACUUCCAACAACUUGAUAACAUCAACCCCUGGGCCAAUGAAAUCUACAAUAAUGAUUAAGCCUCUCCAUUUAUCUGGUGUGUCCGAAAUAUCGUCAUCAGAAAGCGAACUUGGAAGAAACUCUGUGGAUGAGACCCAUAUGUCUGGGAUAGAGGAAAUAUGUAAAAAAGGAGAGUCUUUGGUGGAAAAUACACAAAGCAGCUUUAUAAACCCAUUUGAGUAA
This is a messenger RNA of Magallana angulata, 630 nucleotides long. RefSeq lists its product as uncharacterized. The transcript has 3 exons. Bases 160 to 630 code for a protein of 156 amino acids. The record is from RefSeq and is a predicted model, not a curated record. NCBI's taxonomy places the organism in Eukaryota, Metazoa, Mollusca, Bivalvia, Ostreida, Ostreidae.